This is a messenger RNA of Colletotrichum navitas, 1251 nucleotides long. RefSeq lists its product as uncharacterized. Lineage: Eukaryota; Fungi; Ascomycota; Sordariomycetes; Glomerellales; Glomerellaceae. The record is from RefSeq and is a predicted model, not a curated record. Bases 439 to 960 code for a protein of 173 amino acids. The transcript has a single exon.
CUCUCCCUCUCCCUCUCCCCCCCGUCCCAAAGGACCCCGACAGACGGUCCCCCGGAAGCUCUGAAGGUGUUGAAGACAACCUGGGGCUUGAUGCCUCGCUUCCAGUCCGCUAAUGAAUAUGCCUCUAUCGCUGACGAGGGCAUUCCGUGAAAGCGACUGGCGAGGAUGCUGGGAAGGUCUGUCCAGACUGUGAGAGCAAGGUCUCACAAGACCCAAGGCCGUCCGUAUUCGUAGAAUCACGGCCUGAACGGUGUCGGAAGCAGGGGCGCCUGCCUGUGAUUACCUGCCGUUCAUUGUUUUUUUUUUUUUUUCCCUUUCUACCGGCCUCAUCCGUUCCAGAACCCCAAUGACGGCAUAUCUUGUCGGCGAGUUGCCUUCCAAAAGGCUGCGGCUAGUGUCCGACCUCUUGAGCCGAGACGGGUCCGACUAUGUGGGGGAAUGCGCUAUGAAGUCAUAUUCAUCGGAUCAUCAGGCGAGCGAAAUCCCCUCGCAUCGUGGGUUCUCUUGCGCGCUGCGUCGUGCGUACCAUUUGGUUUAGCAGGUAGCGUGGGCCUCUGCCGCUGCAAGCCGCUGCAAGCCGCCAUCCCCUCCACCUCUCAAGCCUUGGCAACCGGCGGCCUGAGUAUGGUAAUGACCGCGGACCUGUCAGGGAGUCCAGCCACUUAUCCGUACAUUGGGAAGAUUGGCAGAGGCGGGGCGGGGUGGCUGCUUGCGAUUUGCGAACAGACGGGUUGCAAGCUUUGGGUGAUCGAUCGUGGGCAUAGCAUGUGUGGCUGGAGAUGGCCAAUCUGGGGGUGUGGCACGUCUUUUGUUUUGUUUUGUCUUAGUGCACACGGCAUCGAUGGGCGGCAAGUGAGUUCCGGUACCCCGUCUGCCUCGCUCGAGGUAGAGGUAUCGGUAUGCGAGAGCACCUCCCGUGCAAUCCCGAUAUGGAGGAGAAAGGCAUGGGCGGCUUGGUAAUGGAUAUGGACUGCCAACGCUCUGCUGCCAGAGCUUUCGUGGCGCCGAGGGGUGUGGCGAUCGGUCGUGUGGCAAAAUAAGCACUGUUACCAAGACUGUGCUCUCUUCUCUGCAUGGCCUCUCGGAGGAGCCGCGUGUGAUUAGCACUCAGGAUUCACGAGUGCCAUUGGCCGUUUCUUGUGUGAGAGAGUGCGUCGAUGUGUUACGCUGCAUGUCCCGGGAGGGUUGCAGUCGCAGCCGUUCCGUAUGCGAAUAGAGUAAAAGGAGCGGCCGCCGAUCAAUGUGACGAGG